Molecule: messenger RNA, 304 nt
Organism: Meloidogyne enterolobii
Lineage: Eukaryota; Metazoa; Nematoda; Chromadorea; Rhabditida; Meloidogynidae
Source: the annotation of a GenBank genome assembly
AUGUCAGCAGUCCAUGCUGAUUUUGUUUUUCUUGGUAUGAGUUCAUCACAAGCAGAAUUGCUCAUUGGAAGUAAUAAAUUGGAAUUAAUGCCAAAAUAUUCACAAGAGAGCACUGAAAAAUUCCUUGUUGAACGGCUUAAAAAGGUUUCUUCUUUAUUUUUUUGGUUAUUUUGAGGCCAGAAUUUUUUUCGCGAGUGAAAAUUCAUUUCUGUUGUAAGGGUGAUUUUUUUGACCAUUUUGUACAUUGAGCUGCUUUUGUAAAUUGACGGAGUAACUUGAAAUUGGGGAAUUCUCAAGAAUUGGG